AUCAUGUCUGCAUUUGCUUUCUUGAUAUUUUGCGUUCAAGUUUGCUUGAUUCAGAAUGUAUACAGUCAAUGCAUUGGUGCUGGAACAUAUGGCCAAAGCUUCACCAAUCCAGGCUUAAGCCUUACCAAUCCUGCUCUUAAUGGCAUAAAUUUGGCAUCUGGUGGCCAAUAUAAUGGUCCAAUAGCUGGGCCACUAGCUGGACCAACACCUGGCCCAGUGGUUAACCAAAUAGCUAGUCCUUUUGAAGGCAUCGCGGGAGCGUACGGCGGCUUUGGCAUCGGUGACGUCACGGUGUUGGGAGAAAUGCCAGUAGCCGGUACAACUCUAGUCACUGGUCAAGUGCCAAUCCUCGGUGCUGUGCGCUUCUCAGGAGACCUGCCAGCUGGUGGCAUUGUGACUAUAUCUGGCAGCUGUGGUUGUGGAUCUAAUAGUCCUAUUGUAUAUUAGAUUAGAAUAAGAAUAUUAAAUUAUUAUUUGCACAUA
Molecule: messenger RNA, 483 nt
Organism: Colias croceus (clouded yellow)
Lineage: Eukaryota; Metazoa; Arthropoda; Insecta; Lepidoptera; Pieridae
Product: chorion class CA protein ERA.5-like
Exons: 2
Coding region: 4-447 (147 amino acids)
Biological process (GO): multicellular organism development; chorion-containing eggshell formation
Cellular component (GO): egg chorion
Molecular function (GO): structural constituent of egg chorion
Source: RefSeq, a predicted model, not a curated record